GGUGCCUGGCUGCUAUAUAAGCGGCGGCGGGGAGGAGUCCGCAGCUCGCUGCUCCCUUCCGCGCGGCCGCCUGCUGCUCCUCUUCGCCCGAGACUCGCCCCGCCGCGCGGAGACGUCGCCCGGCCGCCAUGGAGAUGAAGAAACGGCUCAACCUGGAGCUGCGGAACAAGAAGCCGGCCGAGGUGAAGGAGUUAGUUCUGGACAACUGCCGCUCCGACGACGGCAAGAUCGGAGGGCUCUCCUCUGACUUUGAAAACCUCGAAUUCCUCAGUAUGAUCAACGUGAACCUCCUGUCCGUCGCCAACCUCCCAAAACUCAAUAAACUGCGCAAGCUGGAGCUGAGCGACAAUAGGAUUUCUGGCGGCUUGGAAGUCCUUGCUGAGAAAACUCCAAACUUGACGCACUUGAAUCUUAGCGGAAACAAAAUCAAGGAUAUAAACACUUUGGAGCCACUGAAAAAGCUGUCUCACCUACGAAGUUUGGACCUCUUCAACUGCGAAGUGACGACGCUCAUCAGCUACCGGGAGAGCAUCUUCACCCUUCUCCCGCAACUCACUUACCUCGACGGCUUUGACACGAACGACAAAGAGGCGCCUGACUCCGACCCGGAAGUGGACGGGCUGGAAGACGAGUACGACGAGAACGGGGAAGAAGGUGAAGAGGAAGAGGAAGAAGACGAAGAAGAACUCGACGAGGAUGCAGUCGACGACGAGGAGGAUGAAGAAGAUCUGGAUGGGGAAGAGGAGGAGGACGGGGUUGACGAUGAAGAGGAAGAGGAAGGCGAGGAGGAUGAUGAAGACGAAGAUCUGCCUCAGGGCGAGAAGCGGAAACGAGAGAUUGAGGACGAAGGGGAAGACGACCCCGACGAAGACGAUGACGACGACGAAGACGACUGACCGGCUCCUCUUCCUCGUAGCCAGACGAUCCGUUUUUUUAACGGACUGUGACUUUCCUGGCCCCUGCUGUUCCGCAAGUGAGACUGUGACGACAAAUUUCUUCACUCCCCUUUCUCUCCCGCCCCUGUGGGCCCCCCACCCACCCACACUCUGACCCCCGGCCCCCCCACAGUUGCUUCCCGGCCCACCAACCCCUUUGUAUCGCUGCGACAUCCACAGUAUAUUUUUUUAAAAUGUAGAAUACAGUUGAGGUGUUUCAGGAGACGUUUGUCGGGUGGCUUUCUCUCCCCCCCCCAGAAAAUGCGCACAGUUUUUCUCCUCCCCCCCCUCCCCAAAUACCCCAGCCCCUUCAACUCCUCUCCUGUUUGGGGGUAUUUUGUGACCAAAGGCUUCGCGAAUCGGAUGGUGCGUCGGACAAGCUCAUUUCCGUCUCUCUUCCACACCACUUGCCCCCCCAAAAAACAAGAAGUUAUCUGCUCUGCCACUAGGGGGUAGGGCUGGGUGGGGGACACCCCCUCCCACAGGCGGCGGUUUUGGAAUCGGGGUGCAGUGAUGACGACGACGACGAAUUCUCCAGCUGUCAUGGCAGAUUCCCAGACCACUCUGGAUGCUGUUCCAUUUUUCUAACUAUUCUUUUAUUAAGCCUCUUUUAUUAAGCCAUGAAUUGCAGCUAGCUGAUCUGCGGUCGUUGGCCCAACACCUUUUCUUUUGGGGGGGGGCUUUUUUUUUGAUGUGGUGUGUCCCUGUAAAACCCCCCCCCCAACUGUUCUGAUAUUCUUUCCCCAGUUGGGUUGACUUGAGUUACCGAAGACCUGCGGGGAGAAUUCCUUAUUAUUUGCUCAGAUUUCCAAUUUAAUUUGAGGGGGGUCCUGCUCCCCGAUGGAGGGCUGCCGUAUUAUUUCAGAGCUCGCCUCCCCCCCCCCCCAGUGGGGGCUUGAAUCCCAACCCCCGCUCCUUAACUUGUGUUAUCCUUAACAAGGCGAGUGGUUUAGAAGAAAAACAGCGUCGCCGUCUUCCCGACUCCUGUGUUUAAUUUUUUUUUUUUCUCCUUCCCUCCCCGGUUUUGGAAAUUCCACCUGAGGCUUCUAACUUGUAAGGGCAGCACAAAAAACAUGACAAUAAUGGGAGGGAGAGGACAAGAAUGAACGAAGCGCGAAGCGAAAUUGUGCUGCGGAAUCAUAGAUAAUGUUUCGCUUGGGGGAAAUGGAGUUGGUGCGUACACAAACACAAAAGCCUUUCCUUAAAAUUCUGUGUCCGCAGAUGGCGAUAUUUCAUUGUCGAGCCCAGUUGCAGUCCAGAAACACUUUUCUUUUUUGUCUCUCUUGGAGGGAAAUUGCGGCAGCAUGCGACAAGUUGGGUGGGGGCCGGUCUCAGGGUCCCGCCUUCGGGGUUGGGGAGACCAUGACGGCUGCACAUCUGGGCACGGCGCUGGGGCCAAGGAAUGAGGUUGGCGAUAAAAAUCCUACAAGAUUGGGAGGGGGAUAGAGAGAGGUUCUUCCCUACUGAAUCGCAGAUCUUUGCUUGGUGGGGGGGGGGGAAAUAGCUGGAUUUCUGGGGUUCGGUAUCUUGUCCCAGGGCAGGUAACACCAUCUUCUUUUUGCCCCCCCUCAACCCCCCCCCACCACAAAUAAAUUAAAGAGUUGUGUUUCCAUCUUCCCUGGGAUAGUCUGCCUGCCCCCACUUCACAACAGAACAUGGUUUUUCUGAGUUUUAAGAUAUUAGCCCUCGUUCAAAAACAGGCCUUAUGAUGUGGUCAAAAGCUAAACCCAGAAAUGAAUAUUCCCUUCUCCUUUUUUUGUGCGUGCGGUUUUUUGUUUUGUUCUUUCUGGGGUUUUCCGGUCCUUUUUUUUAUAUAUCUCCUUUUUGUUAAGAGAAAUUUGAAUAAGACUUUUAAUAAAAGACUUCAGUUUUUAAAAACCAA
Messenger RNA from Podarcis muralis (Common wall lizard), 2817 nucleotides. Its product is annotated as acidic leucine-rich nuclear phosphoprotein 32 family member D-like. Gene Ontology annotation, cellular component: nucleus. Gene Ontology annotation, biological process: regulation of apoptotic process. Gene Ontology annotation, molecular function: histone binding. The record is from RefSeq and is a predicted model, not a curated record. NCBI's taxonomy places the organism in Eukaryota, Metazoa, Chordata, Lepidosauria, Squamata, Lacertidae.